Molecule: messenger RNA, 5666 nt
Organism: Anthonomus grandis grandis
Lineage: Eukaryota; Metazoa; Arthropoda; Insecta; Coleoptera; Curculionidae
Product: ankycorbin
Exons: 13
Coding region: 40-4164 (1374 amino acids)
Biological process (GO): protein localization to ciliary inversin compartment
Cellular component (GO): ciliary inversin compartment
Molecular function (GO): protein binding
Source: RefSeq, a predicted model, not a curated record
AUCCCCAAAACUUGUGGGAAAACAUCACUGUAAUGCUAAAUGCAUUCCCUGGGGCAUCCUGUAAAACUUGGAAGCAAUAGCGAAAAAUACCACAAUGAGAUCGUUCAGAGCUUUAAGUUUUCACCGACAGAGGGCGGCGCCGUGAUGUGCAGCACGUCAUCGACGGCGGCCAGCGUCGCCCUUAAAGGGCGGCGAAGGAGUUCGGAGCGUCGCCCGCGUCGCCGUCGGUUGUCGCACGGCGUCACUUCGCUUAUGUACGCGGCCCAACAGGGUGAAAUUGACCGCGUGCGGCACAUCGUUAAACAUCAGCCCUACAAUCUAUUUGAUCAGGACCGUACUGGAAAAACAGCCUUACACUAUUGCUGCACCAGCGACAGUAACAAAGCUGCCCAAGCUGCUGACUUACUUACCAUGGCCGCCCCCGAUUUGGUGGAAUCGAGGGAUGAAGACGGGUUUACGCCCCUUCAUCUUGCAGUGAUCGCAGGAAAUACUCAGCUAGUAACAUUUUUAUUGGCUAACAAUGCUGAUGUCGCUGCGGUGGAUAAUGAGAAACAUACCGUGGUGCAUUGGGCUACCGUUUGUGGAGAAACGGCAGCUCUUAGGGCAGUUUUAGCAGCCGGGGCCCCAGUGUCAACCCCCGACGUACAUGGGGGCUACCCUUUACAUUAUGCCGCUCAAAUGUGCGGAGGCGAUAAAGACUCAGAGCUGGGCCUCCAAGUCCUCCACGCUUUACUGGGUCAUAAAGACAUAAAUGUGUCAGUAGAGGAUGGCGAUAGGAGGCAGCCAUUGCUAUGGGCUGCUAGCGCUGGAUCUGCCAAAGCUAUUUUAGCUUUGGUACGGGCUGGCGCUAUAGUAGAGUCAUCUGACAGAGAUGGCCUUACAGCUUUGCACUGCGCAGCCUCACGUGGCCAUACAGAUUGCAUCGACACCCUCCUUACCCUCUGUGGAGCUUCGCCCGAUAUUAUCGAUAGUAACGGCUGUACAGCCUUGCAUUACGCCGUCACUUUAGGUCAUGCCGACGCGACUGCUCUACUCUUGGCCCACGGCGCGGACCCGAACAGGCAAGACCGUAAAGGGCGCAGUCCUGCGCACUGCGGAUGCGCAAAGGGCCAAUUUGAAACCGUCAAGUUGAUUGGGGCCAGAGGUGCUAACUUAUGGUUGAGAAAUGCUCGUGGGGAUUUUCCACUUCAUGAGGCAGCUGGGUCUGGUAGAAGAGAAUUAGUGGCGUGGUUGUUGAAUAUGAGGCCCAGCCAAGUGAACUCGAGGAACAAUGAUGGAAGAACUCCGCUUCAUAUGGCGGCGCUCAAUGAUAAUGUUGAUAUGUGUAAGAUACUCCUAGACUCCGGUGCAUCCAUAAACCCAAUCCUACGCACCUCCAAGAACAUCUUCAUGACCCCACUCGACUGCGCCCUACAAAGAGGUUUCCGCUCUACCGCGAAGUACCUCCAACUCCACGGGGGCGUCCCGGCGAGCCGCCUUACCGCCCCAACCCAAGACGCCCAAGUCACCAGCUCGCUCAGUGUUCAAAUCCGCGAUGACGUCACUUUUUGGGGCGACAGCACCUCCGAGAGCGACCGAGAAAAACCUCCAGAAGGCCGGAGUGCCCGCAAGGUCCACAAGAGGAAAUCCAGCUUCAAGACCAGAAGGAAAAAAGUGACUAUGUCCGAGAGCGAAAGUGACGUAGUGAAGAAAGAUAGGAAAGUUGAUACCGCCACCACUGCCACCAAUACUUCUGCAUUAGAAGAAUCCCCGAGGAAAGUUGGUUCUAGUCGAUUGGAUUAUAGUAGCGAAAUCAUCGUUAAUGGGAAAACUGAAAUUAAUAUCCAUCACAGCAACGAGGUUACCAUUGAAGAGACAGCUUCUGAUCAAGUUCUAGGGAACACCAGAGCCGCCUUAGUAAAAGAAAAAAGACCCAGAAGCGCCAAAUUUAACACUCUCACCAAAGACAAGUCGAGCGAGAAGGAUACUCCUCACGAAACCUCAUCAUCCACACAAAAACUCGAUACUCCAGAAAAAUCCACGUCUUUUUUAGGACAAAGUACAGGAACUUCCGAUGACACCAUGGAUACUGUAAUAGACACAUUCAAGCAAAACGAGGAGAAAACGCAAGACUUACCAGAUAUUUCAAAUACCAGUGAAGAAGUGGAUGAACCUAAAGAGAUCGUCGUUGAGGCCAGUGUACAUCCAGAACCCAAAAGAGUUACCAUAUGUGAAGGAGAGAAGGAAAAGGAGGAAGUUCAACUUAAAGGUAUUUUAAAGACAACCGAGAGCUCUCCAGCUGCAAGAGAACCUUCAGAAGAAGAAAUCAUUAGUAAAGUGGAUAGUGAUAAAGAACCAACUGAAGGUGUAGACGAGGAAACUGAGCGUAAGCCCAGCGCAACAAUCACCCAACAGCUAAAAGUAGAACAAGGGGACACCACGGUAUUUCAAGAGGAGCGAAAGUUGGAAAUUUGCGAAGAUGGUAAGACGAGGCAAACUGUUACGAGUGAUAGUAAGCCAGUAGAUUCAGUAUCACUUAAAAGUCCUGAAGAUCUAAAAGCACUUCCAGUAGAAGAGGAUUUACAUGAAAGUGUAAAAGAAACGAUUUCUUCUCUAACUACCGCUGCAGUAGUAAUGAAAGACGAAGUCCAAAAGCGUACAGCAAAAGAUAAAGAAGAGACUAAAGCAGCUUCUGCAGAAUCCGAAGAGUCUCCCCAGGAAGUAACUGUUAAAGACAAAAAGUCGCCAGUAUCUAAGGUGGUAGGAAAACCUAGAAGUAAAAAACAUGUUGCAGAAGAAACUCAAAAGGAAGCAACAAAACUUCCGAGAAAGCGUGAUAAAGAGAAAGAGCAAUCGGCAAUCGUAAAAGUUUUCAGAUCAAAUGCAGAGGCAGGCGAUGACAGCAAUGUGACUAAAUCCGAUGAAGAGUACACUUCUGAUGACCAAAGUUUUUCUGCAAAACAAACCCAUAAAAGCUUUAAGGUGCUAAGCGAGAAAGAAGCAAGAGAACUCCAAAAGCAACCGAGAUCAAAAUCAGACGAUUCAAAGUUCACAAAUCGCGGUAAACAAGAGCUGAAAGCAUCAAAGGGAAGUAAAAUACCCACUCCAAUUUUUCACACCCCAUUAUCCAAAAGCGAGAGGCAACUAGAUAAGCUACUGGAUCAUGAAAAGACUACUGCAGAUGCUAGAGUUCCAUCCUUGCCAAACAUUCAUGAAACAAGUAGCAGAGAGAGAUUUUUCAAAGAGGAGAUCCGUCCAGACUCAAACCUCUCAGUACCAAUCUUACCGUCGGUACGUAGCGACCACGAAGGUCUUAGCGGAUCCGACGUAGAGCAUUCGGGACUCACCAGGAGGAAAAAAGUGAAAAAGAAACCAAAGAAGACGAGGCGAAGAGAGUCCAGAAGUGCCGGCAGCGAUUACGAGAGCAGCAAUUUAAUUGAUUCCGGAUUCGAGCCGAGUCCAAGGAGCAGUAGGAUCCCCAAGUGGAAGAACAUGUCCGAGCGCGGCGUCAACAUGACCUCCGUCACCAGAAGCAUCCAAAGCAACAUAAGAAGGUACCACCUGGAAAGAAAGAUAUUCCAGCACCUACUGGAUCUUAAGCGCAGCCAAAUUCGCGCAGGUCAACACAACGAAGCGGUACUGGUGAAACGUGCUAUAGACCAGUACAAUCAAUCAUGCGCAUCUACGGUGGGCGCAGGUCGUUACGUCACCGAAGACUUCACGUUUAAGAGUUUCGAGAGGUUCCUUUACGAGUCGCUGAGGAAAUUGCAGAAGAUCGAUGUGGCUUACUUAAGGGGGCUUCCGGAGGUCCAGGAGCACGUGAAUCCUUUACUUUGCACCAAGAGUACGCACAGAUGCAUGCACGCUACGCAUGCGUAUACUGGAGUGCCAUGCGCGGCUUACUUGCCAAAGAUGGACCACCAUUCAAUACCAAAAAUCGGAUUUAACUCGUCGACAGCUUGUAAGCCAGGUACGGGUGGUUUUCUGCCCAGCAUCGGGUCGAAGCGAGGAGCCGUGACCUUGGAGCUGAGUCACGGGACCGACAAGCAAAUCAUAUCACUGCCAACGGACAAACUGGACCAAAAUAAACGUUAUUACGUCACGUUCACGGUUAAGGGUCAAGAGGAAGGUUCUGGGGAGAAAAAUGCUGUUGAAAAUGGACACGUACAUGCUAAAAGUGAUUAGGUUCUAUACGAGGUAGAAAUAUAGAGGGUGAUUUUCGACCUAUGCGCAUAAACUUGGGAAAUGAUAGCUGAAGAUCAAUGAUGAGUAAUACUGAGGAAAAAUUUAGUAAAAUAUUUUUGUUUUUCGAAAUAAAGUCAAACAAUGUUAAUAAAACGCGUAUCAUACGGACUUAUUUUGUUUAUUAAUAACUGACAGUAAACAUGAUGUUUGAAAUUUGUUGUUUGGAAUCUUUAGCAGUAACUGAUCGUUUUCGAUCGUUCUUUUCACACGAACAAAAUAAAAGCCUCAAAAGUAUGGCGCACAUUUUUACAAACGUAGAACUUCUCGACAUGGUUUUGGUUCACGGAGAAACGCAUCAAAAUGCAGUGGCAGUAGCUGAUGAUCUUUAUUCAAAAUUCAAAUUCAAAAAUAGUUUAUUCAAUAAUUGCUGAAAAUACAACGAAGUAAAAAAUUUAUUAAAUAAAUAAACAGUUAGAGCACAUUUACAGUCUUGCGAAAUUGCUUAACUAUGGAAAAGAAGACAUCUACUAAGGCAACUAGUGCGUCAGCGCGUAGCGUUUCUUCGUCCUUUAGUUUUGCUCUAAUAAUUAGGGCUAUGUAAGUUUUAUCUUAAGUAAUUCCAUUAAUUAACCUAUACUAAUCAAUUUUAAAAAUAUAAAAUUAUAAAAUCGACAAAAACUAAACUAUAACAAGUAUAAAUAAAAUAACUACAAGAAGAACAUAUGUACACAAUUAAAAUAGUACUUAUUAAAGAGCAACGUAAAAUCUUCAAUGAACAUAAAACGAGUAAGAUAAUAUGACAUAAAUACAUAACGCGACUAAAGUAAGUAUUUGGUAUGAAUACAGGCAAAAGAGUUUUUUAUGCAAAGCUCGAUUUAAAUUUUCUAUAAUCAAAGUUCAAAAUAAAGGCUUUUACGGCUUUUUUAAACUUUGCUCUGAAGUGCAUUAUGUUCUUUACAUCGGUAGAAAGCAGAUUAAAUAUUUUAGGUGCCAUAUAAGAAAUGCACUUCUGAGAGACCCUAUUAGUUUUUAUUUUAAUAUUUCAGGUACUAUCUGUUUUAUUUGUCUAUUUUCGUAAAUCUCCUUGUCAAACAAUUUUAUUUUUCGAGGGUACUUAGCAUAAGACUCUGGUCGCAAAAAGUUGCUUUACCCUAAGAACACUAAACUCUUGAAAUAACAAAUAUGUUGGGUACAUGCGGUUUUUAUAUAACAUGGUUUUUAUACACCAUUUCUGUGCUUUUUCCACGCUACUUAAUGCAGUUUCAUAACUGCUUCCCCAUACUAUUAUGCCAUAUUGAAGAAUAGACUCAAAUAAUCCAUAGUAUAUAGUCUUUAAAUUACUUUAAUUCAUAUAAAACCUUAAUUUCCGUAAAAUAAAUAUGAUUUUUUGUAGUUUGGUACUUUGCUGCGUGAUAUUUGAAAUGCAUUUCAACAUUAUUAACGCAUUUGCAUGGUAGCGUUUUUAUACAAUCAUCUUCGUGUACUAUUAUUAAGUUUCCCAA